This is a messenger RNA of Galendromus occidentalis (western predatory mite), 1783 nucleotides long. It is a transcript of the gene Cdk8, whose product is annotated as cyclin-dependent kinase 8. The record is from RefSeq and is a predicted model, not a curated record. Lineage: Eukaryota; Metazoa; Arthropoda; Arachnida; Mesostigmata; Phytoseiidae. The transcript is spliced from 6 exons. The coding region runs from base 342 to 1601 and encodes 419 amino acids. Gene Ontology annotation, molecular function: protein serine/threonine kinase activity; ATP binding. Gene Ontology annotation, cellular component: nucleus. Gene Ontology annotation, biological process: protein phosphorylation.
AUAUUCGAUUCUCGUGCAAUUCCAUCCCGCGUUCUUCUGGAGCGAAGUUCCCACGAAGCCAACAUACAAACAACCGCUGUCUUACGCACUCGCACAAGCGAACAGGAGUACGCCUCAGGGAGCGUAGAAGCGAAAGCGAAAUUUCAUGUCACUGUGGCUUAGUGUGGGUGAAAAGUCUACCGCCGCACUUGUAAACAAUCUUCAGACCUGGCUUAGCCGGUGUUUGGAAUCGGAUUCUGAUCGAGCUUCUAGGUGUUCGGACGUUUUUCCAAUAUGACUCCGCGAUCUGGAACACCCUCCUUGAACUUCUUGUGAGUUGCAGCAUACUCGGCGUCCAGAAGAUGGAUUACGAGUUCAAAGUAAAAACCUCCUCGGAAAGGGAGAAGGUCGAAGAUCUAUUCGACUUUGAGGGCUGCAAGGUAGGUAGGGGAACGUACGGUCAUGUCUACAAAGCGAGACCGAAAAACGCCAACGAGCGGAGUGAUAGUAGGGAGUACGCCCUCAAGCAAAUCGAGGGGACCGGGAUCUCAAUGUCUGCGUGCAGAGAAAUUGCUUUGUUGAGGGAACUGAAGCACACAAAUGUGAUUAAUCUCCAACGGGUUUUCUUGUCCCAUGCCGAUCGCAAAGUGUAUCUUUUAUUUGAUUUUGCGGAACAUGACCUAUGGCACAUAAUCAAGUAUCAUCGAACGGCCAAGGCGAACAAGAAGACUGUCGUUACUCCGCGGUCCAUGGUGAAAUCGCUGCUGUAUCAAAUCCUAAACGGAAUCCACUACUUGCAUUCCAACUGGGUCCUACACAGAGAUUUGAAGCCCGCAAACAUUCUCGUAAUGGGUGAAGGGCCGGACCGGGGGAAGGUUAAAAUUGCAGAUAUGGGUUUUGCUAGAUUGUUCAACUCUCCGUUGAAGCCUCUGGCCGACUUGGAUCCAGUCGUCGUGACUUUUUGGUACCGGGCUCCGGAAUUGCUUCUCGGGGCUCGGCAUUACACAAAAGCCAUCGAUAUUUGGGCAAUCGGAUGUAUUUUUGCCGAGCUUCUUACUUCCGAACCUAUUUUUCACUGCCGUCAAGAAGACAUCAAGACUUCGAAUCCAUACCACCACGAUCAGCUAGAUCGGAUUUUCAAUGUGAUGGGAUACCCUCUAGACAGGGACUGGGAAGAUCUCAAAAAAAUGCCGGAACACCCGACGUUGACUAAGGAUUUCAAGCGUUCAUCAUACCAGGGUUGUUCCCUGAGCAAAUACAUGGAGAAACAUAAGGUGAAAUCAGACUCGAAAGCUUUCCAACUUCUCCAAAGACUGCUCCUGAUGGAUCCCACGAAGAGAUUGACCUCUGAACAGGCCAUGAAUGAUCCAUAUUUCCUCGAAGAUCCCAUGCCCACGGCCGAUGUCUUUGCCGGGGGGCCGAUACCUUAUCCGAAAAGGGACUUUCUCACUGAAGAGGAUAACGACACAGACAAAGCCAACGCCCAAGCGAACGAUAAAGUCCGAUCCUCUAUCCAGAACGCGGCAGACAGCGGACCGAACGCGAAACGUGUUCGUCUGGGCCCGGGCCCACCCCAACCGCCCCAGCCUCAUAAUUAUCAGCAACAGAGACCGCAGUUCUGAGCCUCCCCUCCUCGCGGGAAAGGCGGCACGAGCGUGAUUCUCUCACAUGGUGGCGGUUUCCUAAAAGAGAGGCUACUAUCUUCCAACUACGGGUUUCAAUCGAUGGUCGCGGAUGACUCUCCUUGCACAAGUUAUCGGAGUUUCUGCUCCGCGUCCCGCUACUUGCUCUCAUACCCGCUUCG